Chelonus insularis is the source of this 1655-nucleotide messenger RNA. Its product is annotated as putative nuclease HARBI1. The transcript has 3 exons. NCBI's taxonomy places the organism in Eukaryota, Metazoa, Arthropoda, Insecta, Hymenoptera, Braconidae. The coding region runs from base 187 to 1311 and encodes 374 amino acids. The record is from RefSeq and is a predicted model, not a curated record.
CUUCGUAUUCAUUUCAUCGGAUUAUUUUAUUUUUCUAUUCUCGAAUAUUUAUCUAAAUAAAAAUUAUCGCGAUCAGAAAGUGUUUUAAUUAUUUCAACUAAAAUUUAUCAAGAUUAUUGAAUGUGAACAGACCUGCUCGGACCUGAUUAUAUGUGAACUCGUUUUUCCCAGGAUAUUACUCCGAAAAUGGACCAAAUGAUAGAUGAUAUUGUACAGGAUUGGAUACUUGAUGCUCCGUUUCCUGAUAUUCAUAAUAUUCUGUUCUCUUCUGAUUCAUCAUCAUCAGAAUCGUCCGAAGACGAUGAAGGUAUCAAUAGAAUUCGAGUUCCACGUAGGUGCGUUCGAAAUUUUGUCGAAAACACCGUUCGUCAGUACAAUGAAAAACAAUUUCGGAAACACUUCAGGCUUCGUCGAUCAACAUUGUAUCAAUUAAUCGAACGAUUUGAGCAGACUAACUUUUUUCAAAAUCUCCCAAUCGGUGGGAUUACUCAUGAACGAGCUCUGCUAAUGACCGUGUGGUAUCUAGCCAAUAUCGAAACAUUUCGUGAAAUAUCAAAUUUAUUCGAUUUUGCACCAAGCGACUCUCAUAGGGUUUUAUUAUGUUCACUGGAUUUUCUAAUUUCUUUAUCUGAAGAAUAUAUACGAUGGCCUGAAACUGCAGCAGAUAAAAUAGAAGUUAGUCGAAAAUUUUCUGAUCUCCAAAACAUAACUCAAAUAAUAGGUGCAAUAGACGGAUGUCAUGUUCGUAUCAGAAGACCAGUACAUCAUCAAGAAGAUUAUUAUAAUCGGAAACGAUAUCACAGCAUUAUUUUGCAAGCAGUUGCAAACAGUGAUAAGGUCUUUACAGACGUAUACAUUGGUGAACCUGGAUCCAUGCACGACGCACGAGUAUUCCGACGAUCUCCUUUAUAUGAAAAAGCUCUCACAGAUCCAAACUUCUUUGGAACAUACUUCUUACUUGGAGACACUGCUUACCCAAGUACACCAUGGAUGAUAACUCCUUUCCGAGAUAAUGGACAUCUCACACCUGGACAACGUCAAUUUAAUUAUCGACACUCAUCAACUCGCAUCGUAAUAGAACAGGCUUUUGGUCUUCUAAGAGCAAGAUUUCGACGAUUAAUUCGCUUCGAUAAUUUGAGAGUUGAUAUUAUCGUAAAAUGUGUUAUGGCCUCAUGUAUUUUACAUAAUAUAUGUAUAUUACAUGAUGAUCCAAUAGAAGAUGAUACAUCAGAUAGUGAAAUAAGUGAUGAAAGUAAUGGAGGAAGUAGUGAAUCCAGUGAAACAAGCAGUGAAAGCCACGAAAGAAUGUAAUAAGCAGUGGAAGCAGUAGCAGUCAGUGUUGUAGUAGCAAAUGUAGGAUAUUUCAUUAACAAUAAUCUAAUCAGAAUGAAAGACUGUUUAUAUUUUACCUGUUGUAGAUUAGCUUCUUAUUCAUGGGUACUAUGAUAAAAUUUUUGUAUCAGGUGCUUGACAAAAUGUUAAAAUGUAAUAUGCUCAGGUGUACAAAUGAUAAUAUUCACAUUUAAUAAUAUGUUUAUAAACUUUUAUUUGUUAUACGAGAUGCCAUUAUAUCUACAUCAUUAUUUUAACAAAUACUUGUAAAGUUUAAUAUAUUAAACUUCCAAUAUAUAAUCAGUCUUCGUUUUUGUAUGCAA